Pomacea canaliculata is the source of this 3271-nucleotide messenger RNA. Its product is annotated as scavenger receptor cysteine-rich type 1 protein M130-like. The record is from RefSeq and is a predicted model, not a curated record. Lineage: Eukaryota; Metazoa; Mollusca; Gastropoda; Architaenioglossa; Ampullariidae. Bases 140 to 1603 code for a protein of 487 amino acids. The transcript is spliced from 8 exons. Gene Ontology annotation, cellular component: membrane.
CUCGCAAUGAGAAACUUUUGGUAUUCUCUGUGAUUGAUAUCUAGAUUGCUGAAACGUUGUACACAGUUUAAUAUCUGCUUUUUCAAAAAAGAAACCAUUGAUGGUUCCUGGAUUUUUAUGACUGAAACGUACGCCAAUCAUGAGGUGCUUGGUACCUUUUAUUCAUUUAACAGUUGUUCUUCUUAUUCAAGGCUCAGGCGCUCAGCUGCAAGUACAACUAGUGAAUGGAACAUCAUAUUGGAAUGGCCGUUUAGAAAUAUUACACAACGAAACAUGGACCACAGUGUGUAGCCAUUAUUUUGGAAAAGAAGAGGCACGGGUAGCCUGCAAAAUGCUUGGUUUGGACAGUUCGCGGGCCAUGGCUGUGGGGUCAGGUCAGUACGGCGAAGGUUCAGGUCUGAUCCUCUUUGGCAACAUCACGUGCACAGGGAAGGAGUCGAGUUUUGAUGAGUGUCAACAUGAUGGAUUUUACAGGCGUGACUGCAGACACAGUGAUGAUAUCGGUAUCAUCUGUAAUAUCAAACCAUUACGACUUCGCUUGACGAGUGUUUUUGGAGACCAACCAGACAUAAACCGUGUGGAGAUGGAACUCGGAACCCAGUGGAACUCACUUUGCAUGACUCGCAAUGCUGCCAAGGUUGUAUGUAGACAGCUCGGCUUAUCACAGCAUGCUGCAUUGUAUACGAAUGUAUCAAUGCAGAAGGAAAUUUUAUCUGAAAAUAACAAGCACUCUGAACUGGAUAUGAAGUUUAUGUGCCUUGGGAAUGAGACAAGCCUUUUGGAGUGCGACCAUUAUGGACAGAACAAAGAUGUUGUUUGCGGAUUUUAUAACAGCGUCAACUGUAAUGAGUCAAUACCUCAUCUUCGUAUCCUGUAUAACGAGACUUCAUUUCCGCUGCUUGAUGGAUCAAAUUUAACUCUAGAGUGUGAGAUCACACAGUCCGGGGAAUUAGAAUUCACAUACCUGUGGUUUGAGUAUUCAAGGAAACGUCUUCAGAGCCAUUAUGGAAAGUACCUAAUAUUUAAUAAUGUGACUAAAGACCACAUUGAAUUUCGAGUGUACUGUGCAGCCAACUAUGGGUACAAUGGUCUCGAUUACCUUGUCGCAAGUGACGUCAUGAUAAUAACGGUUUGCUGUGCCCCGUCGACAAUCAUGCAUAACACAGAACCGACCUCUGUGGAUAUCCAUGACGACAAAGGUUAUCUGACGAUUGAAAUGACAGCCUAUCCCAUCCCUCAAGUGACAGCCACUAUGUACCUUGGUCCAGUUCUGACUGAUGGUUUCAAAGGUGAAGAUACAAGCAACACGACACAUGUAAUAUGUGCUGAUGUCGGUCUGACACGUGCAUCAGUGUCGUGUAACAUCACUGUCUCUAACAUAUCACAAGCUGCUGAUGGCUUCUACAAAAUCGUUUUCGACAACAAACUUGGGCAGCUGCCUUUUGUAUUCACAAUCAGGCGUCAAGAGCGCAGAAGAGAAAUACCAUCGACAUUUCUGUUGAUUUUUGUCGGCGCAUUUGCUGUUGCCAUUGUUGUCUUCACUUCUGUGACAGUCUACUGCGUCAGGCGUUGGAAACGUAAGUUAAUUAGGCUCGUGGCUUGAUUACAAUGUCUGUGUUGUCAUUUAACAAUAAAUUCAAGAAUUUACUGGCUUUUUUAAACUCAGGUUUUUUUUAAUGGAUCACAAGCGAAACAGGAAAAAUAAAAGUCCUGUUUAGUUUAAUUGUUUUUGAAGGCAUUUUGGCCAAUACUCGGUUGAUUGAUGUGGAUCAGCAGCAGCAGCUUCUAUAUACAGAAGGUAAUACACUUGUUGCUCAAAGGAUUGUAGCAUCUAUACAGACUGUGGCAUUUUUUUAACCAGUUUGGGUAAGUCAUUAUUACUUCUUCCUCGUUUAAACUGUUUGAUUUGACAGCUAUAUCUAACUUUUUGUGCAUGUUCCAGUUGACAACCGUUUACUUCUCGUAUAUUUAUCCCAGAAAUACUUUUGCAGCCUAAAUACUUAUAAUUUUCAUAUAUAUAUAUAUUUAUGCAAACACACACACACACACACACACAAAAGCUAAUGCAUGCCUAUAGACUCCCUAUGCAGGGGAAACAUAACAAUAUUCAGAAAAAGUAAAUAAACAUUGGAUCGUGUACUGAAAGAACAAUAAUGAGGGACAAGUCAUAAUUGCUAAAUAUGAUAUUGUAAAAUGUUUCAGGUUAGAAAAGGAAUACAAUAUUUUUAGCCGGACAUCAAGAUGCCGAUAUGACGCAUGUGUCUCUGAUUAAAGUAUUUUUUUCUGAGUUUCUCACAAUCCAGUGUUACAUAUUUUAAAAUUGCUACAGACGUUGUAUAUAAUGUGAAUUAAGCUCUACGCCAUAUAAUACAAUUACAACACACACAACCACCAUACCUUCUUGUUUAUAUUGAGUUUCACCGCCUCAUAUAAUGUAUCACACUUAUGUUAAAACGGAUAUAAAGCAGGUUAAAUGGAGGAAUAAUCAUUACAGUAUUCACGACCUCUGGGUGCAGUCCUUUGAUUAGCUAACACUUGGUUUUUGUUGUUGGCCUUUAUUUUUUUCUUAUUUCUUUGCCACCAUUGAUUAGCUCUCUUACCUAAUUAUUAAGCCCGUUUAAAGGAAAGCAUACAGCAAGAACUGCAUAUUCUGUCAAAGGUAUUGCUAGUCAACUUUUUUAUUCAUUACUUCUUUCUUUGUUUUUAUUUGACAGUAUCCUACCUAAUGUACAGCAUACGCCAUAGAAAACAAACACUCAUUGUUUACUUUAACAUGCAAAAUUGUGUUGUUGAUUUCAUAUAUUUGUAUAUAUUUAUAUAUUUGUAAAUAACGUGAUAUCUGUAUAAAGGUAGAUAUUUCCUAGUGAUUAUGUGGUUGUCGACGAGGUCAAAGGAGUAAACCUACCAUAAAACGAGUUAUUUUAAAUAUAGUCACAUUGUAAAAAGAAUUAUCAAUUAGUUCAACUGGUAAGCAUAAAUUGCUAACAUUUAUUGUUUUUAAGCGAAUAGAGCAAGGAAAUGUACAGAUUUUAUAAUAAUUAUAGUGUAUAGAGCAAAGGAAGGGGGAGGGAAGAAUGAUGUUAUGUUAGUUUAAUUGAUGUCGCUUAGUGCUGUUCUGCUUUAUUUAAGGGAAGUAAGCGAAUCAAAAUACGAAUAAAAACUGGACACAUUUGCAGUUCUGCGGUUGUUUCCCUUUUGUUAUAUUUAUAUAUAUAUAUCAUGGUUAUCAUUCAUACUAAUCAACUACAAAUAAAAAGCAAAUCAUAUAAUG